UCAAAUUUUACUCAAAAACUUCAAUAAUAUAGUGUCCUAUCCGGUAAAUAUAUGGUGCAAGAAAGUAAUGUUUUUUAAAUAAUUUUUUUUCGACAUUCGUGUCUAUAAUGAACGUAGAUCCAUGUUCGGUAUGUGGAGGUACAGACUUAAAUCUCGUGGAUGGUUACUAUUAUUGCGUAGAAUGUGGUACUCAAGAUGUAAACGCAAGGGAGACGGUGGUGGAACACACGAUGCUGGCUGAUGGGACCUUCGCUCACUUCGCUACAAAAAAAAUUGUAACUGUUCUGAAGGAUGGAAUUGAAAUGAGUCCAGAGUGGUACAAAUGGCAUGCAUAUAACUUCAUCCUUCGUAGGCUGACUGAUGAGCUGCUGGCUCUUGGAGCAGCCCCUUCUGUCAAGCAGAAGGUGCUCUGGAUAUGGAUGCAGUACAUCAAAAUGUUUCAACAGAAAGAAGACUUAGGGAAAAGUCAGUUCCAAGAAGAUGAGGAAGAUCAAGAUGAAGAAAAUCAAAGUCUAGGUGUAGCUGGCAGUGGAGAUAACCAAAGUGUGGCUGGCAGUAUAAAAAACCAUAGUGUAUCUGGUAGUGCGACAAGUUCCAGGUCAAAGAUAAUAUUUGAAGAAGAUUUGGAAGAAAACAACAGUGUUCUUGAUGAUACUCUUCGCCAAACAAUGGAGAAAGGUGUUGACGAUUAUGACUCAGAUAUUGAAGACAUCAGACCCAAAAAGAAACAGAAAAUAGAAAAAUUCAAGCAUGACAUCAAUGUUGUCACAAAAGGUGUCUUACUUGCUAUACUUUAUGUAGCACUCAAUUUAGAUCAGAGUGAAAUCCAACUGUCUCAUCUUUGUAGGUUCAUCAGAGAGGGACGACUAAGCAUCAUGGAUUGUAAGAAAUUUGUGCCAAAAGAAAUUAAUAUAAGCUCUACAACACAUUGGAAAAGUUUUAUCAAAUGCACUAAAGAAUAUACGCCAAAUUUAAUAAGAGCAACUGCUAUGACACUCUUCAAAAGGCUUGACUUAGGAAAACCUUUGGUUCCUGAUAUAAGAAAAAUUGUGCAUAACUUUAUUAAGGAGUUGUGUUUGCCAAAUGACUUUGAAGGUUUGGUUUUCUCAUUAAUAGAAGGCAUUCCAUGCAAUUUCGCAGAAAUCAAAAUGAAAGGAAAGAAAGCUACUUUAGAAACAGUAAGAAUACCAGAUUAUGAAACUGUGAUCAUGUCUUAUAUAGUUGUUGCAUUGAAAAUGUGCUUUGGUCUGGAUGAUUUGUAUGAAAUAGAAUUGUCUGAAGCUAUAGAUAAGGUCAAUCAAGAAAAAGAUUAUCAGAAAUCACAUAAAUUAGGUAGAUAUUCAAAUGAAACAGAUAGGCUGUUCUCAUUUAGAGAAUGGUGCAAUUUCUUGCAGUUUAGAAAAAGUAUGUUGUGCAAAUUUUACUUGCCAAUGGCUCAACAGCAUAACUUGGAAGUUGAUGAUCAUAUUUUCAUGGAACAUUUACCUGAAAGACCAAAACGGAAAGUGGAUCUUUCUGAUGAAAUCACUUUAGACAUUUUAAACAAGAUACCUUUAGAAGACAGUGGUAGUGUGAUCCCAUUUUCUGAAUUUCCACCAACAUUAACACCACUCUCAAGCUAUAUAGAAAUUAUUUUAGAUUAUUAUCAAGACCCAGAACUUAAAUUGUUAUUAAGUGAAGACUUCACUCAGUACUCUCUAAAAUAUACUUGCCUAGAACUGAAACUGCCUUAUGAAAAGAAAAUGUUAAAAGGAGUUAAAGAUGACAAUAAGCAAGUGAUUGUUGAAGUAAAGAGUGAAUUGGUUAGCAGACAAGCUGAUACCACAAUGGUGUACGUGAGAAACUGCGAAAAUAAGAACUGGUUGAAGACAAAACCACCCACAAUUGAUCAUGUGACAAAAGUGAGAGCAGACGAGGAUGAUGACAAAAAUAGUGAUCAUGGUUAUGAUUCAAAUACAGAAAAUGUUGAUGGUAGUGAAAAGAGCGAUGAAACUGAACGUGAAAGAAUAUUGGAAUAUGUCAAAGAAGAAGACCUGGAAAUAAAUAUAUUUGAUGAUCAAUUCGACGAUAUGGAAACUAAAGUGUUCAAUGAGUUAGAUGCCGAGUCUAGGCUGUAUGAAGAAUCACAUAGAGAAUUUCAAAACAGUACAAUAAAUAUACCAGAUCUUCAAAACGACAAAAACACAAUUCAUGAUAGUAAAAGUGAUAUCCACGAUAAUGUGAGUGAAGUAGGAACUUUUACGAGUUAUGAAUUUGAUCCAGCAACUUUCGAUAAAGACAAGACUAUAGAAGAAUUAAUUCUGUCAGCUUGUAAAAAAUAUAAAAUUCCAGUACCACCAGAAUACAGCAAUAAAAAACCUAGAAAAAGGAAAACACCUUUGAUAAACACAGAAACAGGAUGCUCGGAAUCUAAAAAACGAAAAACUGAGGGAGCAAAGCGUGGUGAAACUAGGAAAGAGAUUGAAAGAAUAUUGACUGCAUAUUACUCGAAUAUGGAGAGAAAUGUUUUGGGCGAACUAGCAGAACAUGUUAAAAUUGUUAUAAAGGACUUGGAUACACAAGAGUUUGAUGAACCGGCUGUGAAUGAUGAUGACCGCGACACAUUAGUUCUAAGAGAUUUAAGCUCAGAACAAAAUUUAAAUGAUGACUCUUUGAGAAAGGAAGUUGAUUCACAAAGUGAGGCAGCAACGAAUAAAGACAAUACAAACGACCCAUCGGAAAACAGCGUUCUAGAAACAAAUAUUGAAAAUACAUUAACUUCGGAGGAUAUGCCACCUAAAAGCGAUCCAAAAUUCGACGAAAAAACUCACGACAUCAAGCAACUUUACAUUAAAUUUACAGAAGAAUUUGAUUUUGAUGAUUAUUUAGAUGAUGGAGAUCCAGAAAUAACCGAAAUUAUUACAAAGACUAUCGAAAAUUAUGCUAGUACUCGCUGUAAAGAAACAUCCCUUUCAGAUGAGGACGACAUUAAAGAAACGGCAGAUUGUUUAAAGGAAAACAAGACGAAAAAAAGAAAGAAAGAAACAGAAAGAAAGAGAUGGGAAACAUUUGUAAAGUAUCCGCAUAAAAUCAAAGAGUUUUAUUACUGGCGAAGGAACUGCGAGUGGAUGAAGCGAACUUUGAAUAUACAACAGAAAUUCGACUUAGAAGUUAAGGAAAGUCUGCCAAAAAGUUUCAGUUUUGUGAUCCAGGAAUGUGCCUCUAUUGCAAACUGUUCAGUGUAUAUGCUUUAUAAAUGUAUGCAAACUUUAGAGUCUCUGCUUUAAUUUGAUUCUCAUAUGAAGUAAGGCUAU
Hyposmocoma kahamanoa is the source of this 3293-nucleotide messenger RNA. RefSeq lists its product as uncharacterized. Gene Ontology annotation, molecular function: RNA polymerase I core promoter sequence-specific DNA binding. Gene Ontology annotation, biological process: RNA polymerase I preinitiation complex assembly; nucleolar large rRNA transcription by RNA polymerase I. Gene Ontology annotation, cellular component: RNA polymerase transcription factor SL1 complex; RNA polymerase I core factor complex. The coding region runs from base 108 to 3266 and encodes 1052 amino acids. The record is from RefSeq and is a predicted model, not a curated record. NCBI's taxonomy places the organism in Eukaryota, Metazoa, Arthropoda, Insecta, Lepidoptera, Cosmopterigidae. The transcript has 3 exons.